Messenger RNA from Pieris brassicae (large cabbage white), 2206 nucleotides. RefSeq names its product cell adhesion molecule 1 (gene dpr18). Gene Ontology annotation, cellular component: neuron projection membrane. The record is from RefSeq and is a predicted model, not a curated record. NCBI's taxonomy places the organism in Eukaryota, Metazoa, Arthropoda, Insecta, Lepidoptera, Pieridae. Gene Ontology annotation, biological process: synapse organization. The coding region runs from base 172 to 1401 and encodes 409 amino acids. The transcript is spliced from 8 exons.
CGGGAGAUUCGCAACUUGCCAUAAUAAAUUCACGAGUGUGGAGUGCAGUGACGUGAUUUUAAAAACGGAAUUAUAAUGUUGUGAUAAGUGCUCACGGUGCGUCACUUAAUGCAUAAAUGAAUUAAAUAAUGUAAGGCGUUACGCGCUGGCGCCUGUGAUGUGUCCACUAAUAUGCUGUGGAGUCACCUCAACCUUGUCUGUCUAGCGUUAUGCUGCUUCCAUACCACAUCAGAACCGCAUAUCGGGAAUCACGUCAGGACACGUCGAAGCGAUGAGCGGGACGGUCUCGCACUAUCCAGAGAGAUAUUCAGGAAUAUUACUAAGAAACUACGGCAGAGCAUACGAGAAGGCCCGACUGACAACGAUCAUUUACUACAGGGUAAGGCGGAGGAGUCCCGACAGUAUGCUCCGUAUCAAGAGUUGCAUCAUCACGAGCGACACUGGGGACCAUACUUUGAAGAGAAAAACGUCACUCAAGUGACGGCACAUGUCGGGGCGGAGGCUCUGCUUAACUGUAGGGUUGUCAUGCUCAAAGAUAAAACUGUGAUGUGGCUACGUCAUGCCACUGAAACAGCACAACUUCUGACCGUGGGACCAGCGCCAUAUGCCGGCGAUAAUAGGGUAGCAUCUAAAUAUCAAUAUCCAAAUAAUUGGAGGCUUAGCAUCAACCCUGUAAAGUGGUCUGACGCAGGCCGAUACAUGUGCCAAAUAUCGACUCAUCCACCAAGGACCAUAUAUACUGAUCUUUCAGUAUUACCUCCAGUUCUAACCAUCAAUGGGGACUCAACACACGACGUCAAAGACAAAUUCUAUAAAGCCGGUAGUUCGAUUAAAUUAUCAUGCGUUAUAUCAGACGAAUAUGUACCGACAUUAUCGACUAAAGUGCCAAUGUUUAUAACCACUGCUAAACCCACAACCAUUCAAGCGACCACAGAGUUAACGACAAAAAUGAGCACAAUACUAAAUAGAUUAGAUUUAAUGUUAAACAAAAGUUGGAGCGUUGAAACUACAACAUUGACUUCAACAGUUAGCUUAAGUACUACAACUAUGAAGAAUGAAAUAACAACGCAGGCGAUGCAACCAGUGACUAGGCCGGUAUUAAAUAAUAUUUACGGCUUAGUCUGGAGGAAGCAGGGAAAAGAUAUAGAAAAAUUGAUCACGUGGCGUAAUAUGAGUGCUACAUUCAGCGUAUCUUCAGCGUCCCAAAAUGACAGUGGAUUGUACAGUUGUCAUUUGUUAAACCAUUCUCAAGUUAUAAUUAAUGUACACGUUCUUAGCGGUGAAAACCAAGCAGCGGUACAUCACGACACCUGGAAUAAAGGUUCCCUAUUCUGGCAGCCACAAAUCCUUAAUCUCCUAACCAUACCUAUGUUACCUUUUUUAUUUAAUUUGGGUAAUUAGAUAAAUUAAUUGGAAUCCGUUACAUGUAGGAUAAAAUACGCUUUACAUUUCCUUAAAGACUCGUUUAGGUCUAUCGAUGGCUUUACAAUUUAAUAAUGUCACGUUUAUCCUUCUAAUAUUUUUAAUUUAUGUUAGUUUUAAUGUUUUUAAACCUAUUAUCGAUUAAUAAGAUUUUAUAUCUUAUAAGAGGACCUUCUCAUUGGGCCUCAUCGAUCUCAAUUUGGGAAUCUCUUUUUAAUUCGCUCCAUGCCUUUGUAUAUAAAAUAUUAAUUGGGGGUGUAUAUGCAAUUUAAAAAUAUAAGCACCUGAAAAUAUUUUUUUAAUGCAAUAAUAAAUAAUAGUGAAAUGUUUUACUUAUAUCCGUUUUCAUAUUCCUAGUCUACUUACCAAAUAAGAUACCUAAUCAUUUAAACUAUUAAUGAGUAAUCAAUCUAAAGCUCUCGUAUAUCCAAAACUGAGGUCGUGUGUAUUUGUCUUUCAUAGAAUGUCGAAUGUCGGUUUUUCCUAUAGAAAAAUCUACUACGUACUAAUGUCACAAUUGUAUAAAGUAAUCGGGCGAAUUGAAUCUGUUUAAUAUGACCAAUUUAUCGGUUUUUGAAUUUGGAGCUGUACACUAACUUAAUGUUAAGAAAAGUACAUUGUAUAUAAUAAUCAUUAGGUUUAAAUACUUAUAUAUCAAUUAGAUGAAACAUUAAAAGCAUUACAAGCGACAAGUAUUUUAUGUAAAUAUUACAAUGUUAAGUUUUACAUGGCAAUUGUUUACAGCAAAGCUGAUAUGUUUUUAUUUAUACAUUGUUUUGUUACA